Messenger RNA from Hypoxylon fragiforme, 1472 nucleotides. RefSeq lists its product as uncharacterized. Gene Ontology annotation, biological process: Golgi to plasma membrane transport; conjugation with cellular fusion. Gene Ontology annotation, cellular component: trans-Golgi network; exomer complex. The record is from RefSeq and is a predicted model, not a curated record. The transcript has 2 exons. Gene Ontology annotation, molecular function: protein dimerization activity. Bases 210 to 1364 code for a protein of 384 amino acids. NCBI's taxonomy places the organism in Eukaryota, Fungi, Ascomycota, Sordariomycetes, Xylariales, Hypoxylaceae.
UCCUGAGACGCGCAACUGUCGCCCUAAAAUUAGGUACUACCAGGUACGGUACGUACUAUGUAACCAUAAUAGUGUCUUUUUUAGAUCCGAUUCGAUAUCCAUUAUUUUGUAUCUCAACCAUGAACAACUUCAUAAUCUUCAUAAACGAAUAAUUAAUACCCAUUCUACUUCAAAAUACGGAUCAUUCAUUCUCUCGCUACUCGUUGACCAUGUUAGUCUCUCUCACCGUCGGUAAAGUCGAUGCCGGCGUCACUGUCUUGUUAACCCCCGAUAAACGUUUGAUCGAGUUCCCUUCCAUUCUCCUACCUCCGAACAUCAUUUCAGGUUCCAUAGUCGAUAUCGCUGUCUCUCGCAACAGCGAAUCUGAGGCCAAGUCAGAAGCCAAAUUCACUGCCCUUCAAGACCAGAUCUAUGCUUCCUUCGGCGCUUCCCAGCCUAGCACACCUGUCCUUCGUUGCCGCAAUGCCACUCAAACAUCCGUGGUCCUCGAAUGGGACCCCAUCGACCUAGCUACCGCCGACCUUAUCUCCCUAUCCCUCUACCGUAAUGGCCAGAAAGCCGGCAAUAUCCCCCGACCCUUACAGAUGCACAGCACCAAGAUCAGUGGUCUUGCAGUUGAUACGGAAUACACCUUCCAUCUCGUCCUGCGCACUACCGCCGGUACCUUUGCCAGCAAGCAGGUCGUUGUCCGCACCCAUAAGAUGACAGAUCUAAGUGGCAUCACCAUUACCACCGGUAUCCUACCAGCGCAUACGCGCGAGGAGCUCACCAGAGCCGUUGAGCGCAUUGGUGCUAAGAUUGUCGACGGCGUGCGCAUCGAUACCACGCACUUCGUCACUACCGAAGGUCGUGGUGUACCCUGGGAGAAGGCUGUGGAGAUGAACAUUCCCGUUGUGCGACCGGAGUGGGUCGAACACUGCGAGAGCACUGGCAGGAUCUUGGGCGUCACAAGAUUCUAUCUAGAUGCACAAAGACCUGGCCCUCCGGGACCAAACGACACGUCGUCGGUGGCCUCGCCUUCAACUCCCGCAACGACAAGGCAGAUCCAGAAGGAUCUCCCUCAGACGCCAGCCAAGAAUGAAGGGAAUAAAGAAACAGAAAGGGAAGAGGAGGAGAAGAGAGAGACUAAAGAAGAAAGUAGCGAAGAGGAGAACGGAACGGAGGCAGAAAACGAAGACAAGACGAGGGCUGCAGAAGAACAGAAAGCAAGACGCGAGGAUAAGGACACACAGGAAGUCGCUAUACGGCCUGGUAAACCUCUAAAGGCUACGAUUGAGAAUGUCAGAGAUGAGAAUAGUUUAGACGAGAAGGCGGCUGCCCCAUCUCCUGGGGACGGGGCAUCGUUUCAGGACGUGGCGUUGUGAGGAUAGUAGUGUACGGCUUGACAUGUGUAAGCGCAUGGAGUUCUCGGGAGUUCCAAAAUGAAAAAAAAAAUACCCCCGGCCACGUAAUGAUGAUGAUGACUUAUUGUC